UGCCAAGCAGCGCUGGCCGAUUUGAAAAUGGCAAUUCGGGCAGCCGGCGAACACAAGCAGCGGAUUGCCGUGCAAGUCAGCAUCGACGGUCUUCGAUUGCGAGACGAAAAAACGGGGGCACACGUAGUUUUCGUGAAAAAUUCGUAAAAAAAAAGGCAAAUACUACGCAUUUUUUAUGGUAAAAGUAUAUCAAUUAUAGAGAAAAAGAGAUGAACUGCGAUUUUGAGAAAUAUUUUAUGUCGAAUGGUCGUUUGAAAUGGUUCCGAUUUUUUCGAUCAUUGAUAUAUUAAUGACAUUCGUUUAAUCAGAGCUAUCUUAAUACAGUUUUUAAUCAGCUUGAGGAACUGUGCUUCUUCAGCAUGAUUUGCUAGAAUAUCCCUGGACACGCUUUUUAUGCUGCAACGCUUUCAUCGAUCUUAGCGAGGAUUAAAAUAAAUAUAAUAAUAUUCUUAUAGCGUAGUACUUUUUAUAAACAUGAAUUACACGUGCGUGAAAAUUUCAACUUGCCUUCUGCGAUUAGUAUUAUAUCCAUUUUUUUCGUAAUUAAUAUACAAAACUUGAAUCUUUUGACAUUCCGCAGUACGGCGCAUGUACUGUUGCAUGAAUAUUUUUCAUAAAAUUUUGAUAAACUAAGAAUUUGUUUUUAUUUAUAUGUAUAUAUAUUCAUUCUUGCUAUGUGAAUAAGAUUCAAGAAAUAAGGAUAAUAUAUUUCGAAUAAAUCGAUUUUUUUUUUCUGUAAUUAACACAUUAACGACUGGUGCAAAAGUUAUUAGAAUUUUUGGUGCAAUUUUCCACCAUUGGACGUUAAUGGGUUAAUACGAAGUAAAAUCAUUUUUUUAUGGCUCUGUAUUCAUUAGGAUCUUAGCUUCAAAAUUGUUUAGUAGUUUGCAAACAUUAUACGUACUAUGAUUUAAUUUUCUGUUGACCGUUAAAAAUAUGGUUUCGUGCCUGUACGUACUUUUAGAAUAUCACACGUUUUUAGCGUCCGAAUGAUUUGCGGCACCUUGCAUGGCACUGUUGAAGAUUUUAAUUUUUGGAUUGUCUUUAUCAUCAUCCCGUUCACAAGAUAUCUUUCAUCGCUCAGGAUAUGAGCGAUUCGCGAGCAUUUGGAUACAUUUUUGGCUCUCCCGAUACAGGCCAUCGAUUUUUUGGAAUUAAAACAGACAAGGCUGCUAGCCAGGUGGUGAUAGCGAUGCGGGACUUAUUUCAAGUUGUGUUCGAAUUAAAGAAAAAAGAAAUAGAGCUGGCGAAGCAGCAUAUAGAACAAAAUGCUAUUAAAUUCCAUACGAGUGGUAUUUUUGUGGAGCCAGCGCCGGAUACAAAGGGUGCGGCGGGUAGCGAGACUUCGCUUCAUCGGAAUCGAACUUUAAAUUCCGAGAUCGAUAAACCCGUCGAGAGAAAGCAAGAGACGCAGAGUGGCGUGAUAGCCGAUCUUUUGGAUCUGCAGUUCGAACUGAACUCGUUACAGCAGGGGAUUCAUCAGAUGGAUAAGAUAACUCCUGAUAAUCCAAGGCCGUCAUCUGAAGAUCCUUUUGAAACGGAUCCUUUUGGAGAUUCCUUUGCCAAUAUGAAGGUAAAGGAAACUGUUCAACCAAUUCUGCCUCCACCGCCAUCUUCCGCGAAAAGGGGCCAUCUUGAGCGGCAACAGACCGUCCCGGUAACGUCCUCCAGCUCUAGUCCAGCUACUAUCUUGGCUAGUAAGACUCCACCUCCUCAGGGUCCACCUCAAGGCUCGAUUCACUGGUUUGAUAAGGAAACGGAGAAUCUUUUCAACGAAGGUGAAUUGUCUAGCUUGGCGAAGAACUCCACUGCUGAGAACGAUAAGGAAAACGAAUCCUCAAGUACCACGCCGAGUCUUCGUAAAAGUCCGCAGAUUGAUGUUUUUACGGAAUUGGAUCCUCUGGGUACUGGAUUGAUAAAACCAUACGUCGACAAGAAGGACUUUUUUCAACAUCUGAAAAAUCCCCCGAAAAAGGUUCUGAAAGAUUUGGUAACAACCAGUUCCGGUGAUACCUUCCCGACGAAUUUCAAUGUCACCGCGGAACCAAUUGAACCCGUAAAGGUUCAAAGUAGCGUGUUCUCGAGUAAGAAUACGGAUAAUUUUGAAGAUAGCAAUUUCGCAGAUUUUGAUAAAUUCGACGAGAGCGAAGUACAUCUGCAGAAGACUGAGUCACCGAAGCCUAAGAAAGAAUCUUAUAGUCAGCCGCGCCCGACUAUACAUCAUCAGCCUUUAUCUGUGUCCUUACCUCCUGAGGAAAUAUCUACGUCUAAGGAUGCACCCAUAACUUACCCAAUACCUAACACAGCAGCAACUAUUUCUGCCAUGAAUAAAAUGGAGAAAGAAUCAGCGGAGCCAAUCCAAACACUAGUCAGACUACCUAGCCCUAAGAAAUACUUGCAAUCUGUACGAAGAAAGGAGUUCGAUAUCGAUCUGGCUGGAAGUAGAACUCAAUCUUUGGAUAAACCUUUUCCCGUAGAUUUUUCUGCCACCAGUGAUUCUCCGGCAUCUCCUUUAAGAUCCUGUUCAUCCGAAGCUAACUCGAGAUUAUCUAGUUCGAGUGCCGAACUAGAGAUAGUGCCCGAACCGCCUCCUAGAGGAGCUGGAAGUAUUCUCAUCAAUCCACCACCACUUCCGCCAAAGAAAUCAACUGCCAGAUCCGUGAUAAAGCCACCACCACGACCACCGUAUACGGAGGGUCACUUCCAUUAUGACUUCCUGGAGCGAGAGGAGACUUCACCUUCGCCAACGCGUAAGGAACGGAAUAAAAGUCCAUCUAGAGAUUUGAGGAAUCGAUUUGACGAUGACUUUAGUCCACCACCGCCACAGCUACCAAAAAGAUCAGAACUUGUUGCAACUUUUCCUAGCUCCAAAAUUGACGAUUCCUUUGAAUCGAUGACUCCGACUACACUCUCUUCAAUUUUUCAGAGUAGUUAUUCGAGCAGGACCUCGACAGAAGUUAAAAGAAGUCCCAAGCCUUCUCUGGACAUUACUCUCAGUCAACUGACUUCAUCAAAUCUGGCUGAACUAGCUGGUAGUCUUAACAUGACUGUUAGUGAAUUGACUAGUCUGACUCUUCAGCAGUUGACCGAAUGCUUAGCUACGUUGUCGAAUAAAGAUUUAAAAUCCGAAGAAAAAACGAACAGUGAUAAAAAUACAGUGUCCCAAUCGCUGCCAGCUCCCACUAAACCGCCACAGAGUACAAAGAUAGUGGAGACUUCUUUUAUCUCUAGUGAGCAUCUUUUCAAAGCAAAUUUCGAUCAGGAGAUGAAGGACCAGGAGAAUUCGUCUACGUACGAUAAGUACGCUGUGUUUAGAGAACUAUUGGAAUUAGAGCAGCAGAAUCAGAAAGCCCGGAAGGAAGAGAAGAAUGAGGAUCAUAAUGCGAAAGAAGAGGAAGCCAAGGUAAAGGUUCCUCCUAAGGAACAAGAGAUUUCGCUGCGGUCUAGAUCUCCUGAAAAAGAGAUUCAAAGCGAGAACUCUGUAGAGACAAUAACAUCUUUGGCUAAUUUGACUGUGCAAUUACCGCCAUUAGCUGAGGAUAGUCUCAAGACUCAGUCCAAAGACAAAUUUGAGGAUUCAUUUAACGAGUCUUGUGAGAUAAAAGUUGAAAAUGAGGAAGAAAAAAUGGAUACGCAAGAGCCCAAAGAAGACGAAGGGGAUGAGAAGAGUUUGAAGGACCAAAUGGGUCUGGCCGCGAGGGAUUCUGUUAUAUCGGAUAUAGUUUUAGAGUGUGAAAAUGAAGAAAAUCUUAAAGAAAAUAACGAGGAGAAAAUAAUAGAGACUUUAGUAAGCAAUGAGCCUGAAAAAUAUAUUUCUUCGAAUAAGGAGAAUGACGAAGAGGUGACAGAGAAAUUAGAAGAGACUAAUGGAGUGUCGACAGAAAAAACUGAAUUAAAAGGGUCGAACUCGACUUCUAGCGAUAGAUACGCCGCAUUACGGGAGAUCAUAGAAGAGUCCGAACAGGCAAUAAAUAACACUGAGAAUAAAGUGGAACGAAGAAAUUCUAGUCCUUCCGGUCAGCCUGUUUCAAAGACUCUGGCCGAAAUAGAUCUUAUGAGUCUUUUCUCAAGCCCACUACCUGCACCUCCUAGUCCGAAGAAAUCUCCUACGAAGCAAGAAGAAGAUCUGAAAGUGGUUGCGAUGGAUAUUUUUGAGGAAAUUAAGAUGCUCAAUAGUGGAACCCAACGUAGCAGCAAAGAAAGUAAGACGAGCUCAUCGGGAUUCGAGGACGUUUUCUCACCUUUUCCUGACACAAAGAACGAGAAAGAUCCUUCGAAGGAUGAAACAAACUGGGCAAAAUUUGAAUCAAACGUUUUUCACUCGGAUAAAUCCUUUGGAGAAGGACCUGGUUCUAUUGGAGGUACGUCACCGUGGUCUCCAGAUGGCAAGGAGUUUCAUAAGGGAUCGUCGUUAAAGGGUAACGCUCAUCGACACUCGGGCGAUAGCGAUAACGAAUGCAAAGACGAAGAAGGAAGUGAGGAGAGUAAUGGAAGGUUUCGCGAUGAUGGAUCCUGGAGUAGUAAAGGUCCACGAUAUGAAUAUAGUUAUGAGGAAAGAUCUUAUUAUGAGGUUAAUUCGUGUAUGACAGAUAAGGAGAGGGAUUGUCGAAAUAGAACGCGAGAGGGUAGAAAAUCAAGAGGAGCACCUUGGACUAAAACUGUAAGUCAUAGAACAUCACGCGAUCCUUCACCCUGGUAUGAAGAUGGAAGAUGGGAAGAAGAGCUGCAGCAGCAACCAUUAUCACAACAGCAACAACCUCAACAGCAACAGCAACAUAGACGCUAUCUUCACAGGACGCUCCCUUACAAAGAUCACGACGAGGAUUACAAGACUCAUUGGAAGUGCAGACCCAAACAACGACCUUGGAACGGUGAACGUGAUACAUUUUGGUCUCACGAUCAUCCAUCCUACGAGGAGGAGCGUGGCAAAAGAAGAAUGAUGCUUUGGAACGAUGAAGACCGAGACCGGGAUCGGGAUAGGGAACGAGAUCGCGAGCGUGAUCGGGAUAGAUUCAGCAGUCAGGAGAGUAUGGGUUAUGACGACGAGGAGCGAUGUUCCAGGCGGGAAUAUGAAAGAAGAAGAUGGGAGGAAGAUGGAAGGUUUUGGGGUAGAAGAGGUCCUGAAACUGAUUAUCCACCGUACCCUCCGCGCGAACCUUAUCGGAAGCAUGAAAGUCAUUGCUGUCGGGACGGUAGGGACAGACCUCAUGAUUAUCCUUCUGGCUGGCUUGAGGAAGAUUAUGGACCCGAGCAUGUUGACGAAUCCCCCAGGUACCUUUCGAGAAAAAGGCACUGGCCGAAGAGGCCCAACAGCGCGACUGAUGCUCGUAACCUUGAACCCAUCUAUACUGAUCCUAGGCCAAUUUAUGGCGUUUCCAGAUCCGAAUGUAGCGAUAACGAUUCUGAUCCAUAUCAUCGUCCACACAGGUCCAGGAGUCGGGAAAGCUACUGGGGUAGCGAUCAAGAAUACGAUACCUGUCCGGAAAGGUCUUACUGGUUGGAGGGGCCUGAACUUAAGAAUGAAAAUCUUCAUCAUCGCAGGAUGAACAGACACAAACGUAGAACGCAAGUUAAAUCCCAGAACUCACCCUUUGAAGAUGAUUUUUCACAGAGUCUCGAGCACGUAGAGCCCGAUCCCGAUCCAUUCACAGCUGAAACAAGACUUCCAAUUGAUCAGGAUAUCAAACUUUCAGAACCGUCGGCUAUUAGUCCCCGUAGUGGUAAAGACAUACCAAGAACUAAAAUGCAUAAGAAAUCCGGACAUCUCGAAGAUGAUCUUACACCUACACCUAGUUUAUCGAGCGAACCUUUGGAAAGACAAAAGAUGAGCUCUGAUACGAAAAUGAUUCCCGAGGAAAGCUGUGUGCACCCCAGCAAAGAUCCGCCUUCAAACGAUAGUUUUGUAUCGGAGCAUAGCGGUAGGGACUCAUUUUUUAACGGUGAUCCUCGCUUUGACGACGAUGCCUUCACCUUCAAAUCCGAGCUCGAAGACAAUGUCCCGGAAAAAGCUACCACGUUACCGCUCAAGAAUUCACGCCAGAUGAAGGGCGCCAGCGGAAAGGUGAAGACCGACCAUUACAUCAAGAAAUCUGAGUCCGUUAACAUAUUCGUCAGGGAAAGCGAUCCAUUCGAUGACGAUGAUUUUUUUAAUUAAUCUCCUAUUAAGUUAGUGACCCCCCCAAAUCGACUGAAUCUUAUACGCAAAUUGGGAACAGUAAUGAAUGAUACUUCGCGUUUUUUUUCUAUUUUUUUUUAAAUACAAAAAACAUGCGGCUGUCAUUGUUAAGCAUAUACAUUUUAGAUUGUACCAUUUUCUCUUUUCUCCAUUUUUUUUUUUUCAUUUACUAUACUUUUUUGAUACAGUAGCUUAAAGCGUAGCGUAGUAUUACGAAAAUCUAAGCUCUACCAAGUAUUGGUCAGUUUCGUAUUGAUCGAUAAAUUAGAUGGAUGAACGAGAUUGUUUAUUUAUUCAAAGCACUCGAUCUUUAUCUUGUCAAAAACGUUGUGACGUGGCCGGUUGAUAAUGUUUCUUAAUCCAUGAAUACCGCAAUUGUUAAAUUCUUGCCCUAAGCUCUGCGGUAGUUAAGGGUGAGCUUAAAAGAUAGUAGUACUUAAAGAGUGAAUAAAAAAACUCCAACCAAUAAUGAUAGCGACCAUUUCGAAAACUUUAACGACUCAACGUGCAAAUUCGGAAAUUUGAGGGAAAUCAUGAAAUAAAAUUUGUGCGUCUUACCUGAGAGACAAAUAUAAUGCGACUGGAAACGAACAUGGUGACGCAGAUAAUGACAACGUUGAUAAUAAGUGACGAUAAUAAUGACAAUUCGACUUGUUCUUCGGUUCAGGGCCGUAGACGUCCUAGAUUUUGAGUCCCCGUUUUUCAUUUCUUUUUUUAUAUAGAAAAACGCGCAUAUUUGUACAUAAUCGCUUGAAGCAUGAAGAACCGACGAGAGGGUGGAUACGCUGUGGCGAGUGGUUCUCGGGGGGUAAUAGUGGCGGGGAUGGGUGGUUGUUGCAAAGGGGUGAGGGAGGGUUAGCUAGAGUAUUAAACAGUAAAGGUUAGUGAGUGGCGAGAUACAGUAAAGGGUUGAAAGGUCAACACACUUCACUAUCCGUUUAAUUAGCAUUUGCCAUCGUAUGGUACGACGAGAAACAGCAAAUCUAGCACUUUUUACAUAAAAAGAGAGAAAUGGAAGACGUACCUACAAAACUUUAUUUAUUGUGAUUCGUGAAAAGAAUACAAAAAAAGGAAAAAGAAGAAUGGAUUAGCAUUGUGGAAGAGUUGAAAUUGCGUUAUUUCUGCAACGUACUAUCCUGGACCACUGUAUAUCCGUAGAUCAGAUUAGAUACUCUCAUUUCAUGGAAAAUACAUACAAAAUGAAAGCAUUAAUUAGCCCGAAUGAAAACACGCGCAAAAAGAUCAUGCGCUCGAUUAUUGCUAGAAAUUGGAAACUCAUCUUCCUGUUUUCUAAUCUUUAUGGCUGUUUUUCACAAAAUGAGAAUCGAUCCGGGUUUAGACAAUAGAGACAAGAGAUCAAAGUGAAUCGAAUGACGUUGAUUCUACAUGUAAAGUUUGAAUGUAAAAAAAUAUCAGAAGCUUAAGAACUUACGGCUGGACCAAAUUUGUGUUAUCAUCUACAGUAUUUCUAUGACAGAAAUAUGUUUCUGGGGGCCAACUUAUUGUAAUUUUCAAUGAAGAAAAGUCCCCUUAGCCUUACUUUUAUCUGUCGUAGAUUGACUAUAGUUGUUUCAUCAAACGGCAAAGCGAUAGAAUCAUCCCGUGUAUUAAUUAAUUAAAAACAUACUAUUAUAACAUGAAAAUGAAAGAAGAUUGUCUAUAAAUUUGGCGACAUCUAAGAUUUCCUCUACAGUAUUAAAUUUAAUGAAAAUAAAAAACGAGUUUUGAUGUCUUACGGAAUACCAAUUUCUCGAAAUAACGUAUCGUGAAAUGAGAUCCAUAAUCGAAGACAUUUAUAUGUAUACAAACAGGGUGAUAACCGAAUAACAUGUGAAAGGUGAUUUUAAAGAGAAAGACCCAGCAACCCAUAUCUCAGUCAGUCACUAAAAUGUGCAUUUCACGGCGAACGCUCGACAGGCAGCUCCGGCACUUUCGCUAUUUGUAAAAACUCGUAAUUAUUAUUUACGCAUUUUUGCCCGAUCAAUACAAGUAUCUUUGUGGAAUGUUUUUGCUAGAAGUGUGCGAACUUUUUACGUGGGGCUUUGUACCUUUUGCACGCCAAGAUUUUUGAGGUUUUCGAGGUUUUCUGGUGCUCGUAUAACGCCAGUCGUCCGUUCGCCGUCGGUUUACUUAAAAAAGCAAAGGACAUUAAAGAUAUUUAACGACAUAUUAAUAUAUUGUAUAUUUAUUAUUAUCGAUUAAUUGAUUAUAUUUCCGAUUAUUCUCAUUUCAUAAAUCGGAUAAUCGUUAGCAAACCGUAUCUCAAGAUUUAUUCUGUUAAAUUAAACGACGAAUUGUACAUGAAUUUUGCGAAGUAAAAACUUUGACUUCACGUGCAAGCGAAUUAAAUUGUAUGAACUGUAUCUUUCGUUCUUUAGUUUAUAAAUUGCUUUCUUUCCGUGCUUCGAAGGUGAUCCAUUGGUUAAAGGAUCUACAGCUGUGUGUUGAACUUUGCGUUAUAAUUGCUAAAAAUAAGGUGACGUCAUGAAUGCGAAUUGUAACGAGCGAAUAGAUGCCCAAAUUUUCUCCGGAUUAUAACGCGUGCGUUGUGCCAUAACGGGAAGUUCAAUGCGUCCUAGCUACAUUUAUUCAUGUUCAUAAAGUGCUUCGUUGAGUUUUCUUGUAAACGCGGAAAAUGAAGGAUUCUAUCCUGCGUGAAACUCUGACAUUCCCAAUUACUCUGUAAUAUUUCCAGAACGAGUAUUGAGGUUGGAUAACUUUUCUAUUUUGAAAUGUCGAAUGGAUAUUAGAUGCUGUGUACAUGUAGAUUAUCCGCCGAUAAUUUUCAUAUAGAACGAUAAGCACGGUUUCGAAAACUUCAUCUUAUUUGUAACAUCCAAAAAUUCCCGGCGAAAAGAAGGCAGCCAUAGUUCCACUGCCAGCAGAUUCCUUUGUCGCAGGAUAUUAUUCCUUAAAGACAACGCAACUAUGAUCGAGAAUGUAUGAAAGUGACUCUUCUGUAUGUGAAUAAAUUAUUUGGUUGACAUUAA
Messenger RNA from Cephus cinctus (wheat stem sawfly), 9165 nucleotides. It is a transcript of the gene Dab, whose product is annotated as protein disabled. NCBI's taxonomy places the organism in Eukaryota, Metazoa, Arthropoda, Insecta, Hymenoptera, Cephidae. The coding region runs from base 1088 to 6154 and encodes 1688 amino acids. The record is from RefSeq and is a predicted model, not a curated record. The transcript is spliced from 7 exons.